AUGAUCAAGGCUUCCCUGGCCCCUCCCUCCUCCUCAUCUUCCCUUUCCUCUCUUUCCUCUCCCUCGCGCCAGGAGGGAGAGGAUGGUGAUGAUGAUGAGGAUGGUGAUGAUGAUGAGGAUGGUGAUGAUGAGCAGGACGGAGGGGAUGGGGACGAUGAUGACGACGAGGAGCAGGCGCUGGGCUUCUGGGGAGCGAUUGUCUGGAUGGGCGUCAUCACAAUAUUUAUCUUCAUUCUCUCCAAAUACCUUGUAGACGCUAUCGAGGGAGCAGCGGACGCGUGGGACAUCCCAGUGGCGUUCAUCCCCAUUGUGGGGAAUGCUGCUGUGCUCUUGCCCCACCCUCUCCACUUCCCCUCUUCCUGCCCCCCCCCCCCCCACUGUUUUCCACUCCUCUGCCGCACUCUGCUCCACUCCCUCGUACUCCUCCGCACUCUCCUCUCUAUUUUUCAGGGAGCAGCGGACGCGAAGGAUAUUCCAUUGGCGUUCAUCAGCGUCAUCAUCCUGCCCAUCGUGGGGAACGCUGCUGAGCAUGCAUCAGCCAUCACGUUCGCCAGGAUAAAGUGGUGCGUGCCAGUGGGGCGAUAA
Closterium sp. Naga37s-1 is the source of this 585-nucleotide messenger RNA. Lineage: Eukaryota; Viridiplantae; Streptophyta; Zygnematophyceae; Desmidiales; Closteriaceae. The record is from the annotation of a GenBank genome assembly.